Molecule: messenger RNA, 1770 nt
Organism: Mercurialis annua (annual mercury)
Lineage: Eukaryota; Viridiplantae; Streptophyta; Magnoliopsida; Malpighiales; Euphorbiaceae
Product: F-box/FBD/LRR-repeat protein At1g13570-like
Exons: 5
Coding region: 242-1543 (433 amino acids)
Molecular function (GO): protein binding
Source: RefSeq, a predicted model, not a curated record
GUUUGUUCUAAAAGUUGUAAAAACCCUAAACGACACACCGUGAUUGAAAAGAAAAAGACGACAAUCAUCUGUCAUCACUGCCAAAAGAAUCGAAGAGUCUCACUAAGGCGUGAAAUGGACGUCUGAAUUCCACCGAUCAAGCAGUCUAUCUCUGAAUUAUCUAUUAUUCGAAAUUUGGGUAUUCAUCAUUUUGCAAAAAAAGUUAAAGCAGCAAAGCGAGGGGGGAAAUAAAUAGAAAACUAUGGAUAGCCAGUCCACUAAAAGGAUUGUGAGUAGCUCAAGAUCCGAUAGAAUCAGCAACUUGCCGAGCAACAUCAUAGAUAAUAUUCUAGUUUGUCUGCCCAUUCAUGAAGCAGUCAAGACUAGUAUAUUGUCAAAGAAUUGGAAGUUCAGGUGGAGAUAUCUUCCCAAAUUGGUAUUUGACUAUACAUUUUAUCACAGAUCGAUAAGACCCUCUUUUUCAAAACCUAACAUUACUAAACUUUUUCUUAUUAUCUUUAGAGUUUUAUUACUACACCAUGGAUCCAUAUUGAAUUUUACUUUUCAUGCUCCAUUGUUAAAAAACUAUUCCGAGAUUGACCACUUGGUGCUUUACCUGAGCGAGAAAGAUGUUCAUGAAAUUGUCUUUGAUUUUGGAGAAGGUGGUUAUGGAAUGCAUAGAUUGCCAUCAUAUCUGUUCUCAUGUGUGACAUUGAGGAAAUUGACCUUGUCCUCGUGUGCUUUCACAGUUCCAUUGACAUUUCAUGGAUUUUCUAAGUUGAUUUCUCUUACGUUUGACUCAGUUUAUUUUGAUACCAAAGGCGAAUUUGAAACUUUCAUCUCUAAAUGCCCAUUACUUGAAACACUUUCUAUAAAAGACUGUCACCAAAUUGAUAACCUCGAUAUUGGCCUUCCUUAUCUCAAGUUCUUUCGCUUCUCCGGCUCUUGUAAGGCUAUUUGUUUUAGAAAUACUAGUCAGUAUCUUUCAACAGUUGUAUUUGAUGAAGAUUUUAGCGGACCCUAUUCCUCUGAACCAACCAAGCUUUUUAAAUGUCUGCCUGUUGUCGAGCACUUGCGUCUUGGACCUGAAUUUUUGCAUUACCUUAUUGGUGGAAGAAUGCCAAGGAGACUUUCUCUUGGCUGUCUUAGAGUUCUCGAACUGCCUCGAGUAUAUUUUGGGUGGACGGCUAUUAUCUCUGUUGUUCUUCGCUUGAUCGUGAGCUCUCCCAACUUAGAGAAGCUGGAGAUUGGGUUUGUAGGAAAUGAUUGUAAAUUUGAUCAUCUUGUUGUGGAACUUUUAAAAGUGGAAUACCUUUUAGAUGAUGCACUGAAAAAGCUUCGAGUGGUGAAGAUGACGAUCUCAAACACAGCAAAAGUAAAACCUGAACUGGAAUUUGCAAAGUUUCUAUUGUUUGGAUCUGUGGUACUAGAAAAGAUGUUUAUAAAGCCUGGCUACGGAACAACUGCUGAGGGAGUAUCUAUAAUUUUGAAAGAGAUAACUGGAUUUCAGCGAGCAUCAAAGAAAGCAGAAAUUUUAUACCUGGAUCCCCGACGGUGUUGCUGAAUGUUGAUAUUGUUAGGAGUGAAAGGUUAGGAUGUAAUCAGGUCAUUUUUCUUGUCUUAGCAAAAAACAUAGGAACUGUUUGUCAUUUUAUCUUAUCAAGAUUGUUUGACUACUGAAAUAUUAUAACUCAUUUUGCACAAACAGAGCAUUCCUUGUAAGCAAAUCAAAUAUAUAUACUCUCUCCUUAGCAUAAUAAUUGGCUUAUGUAAAUUAUUUUAAUUUUCCUA